AUGGCAGAGGCUGGUGUUCGUGUUCCUUUGGAGCAGGUGAAGACGAGCGCGGUCUCCGAUGAGCGAGUGGACUUCUUAAGAGAACAGGCCUUCACUGUUCUCCGACUCAAAACAGACAAAUGGAACCGUUUUAUUGGAUUGGAGGAGAAUCAGAGAGUUUUGCUUGACUUCCUGGACCAGAGCUGGCGGGAGUAUCUCAUUUUGUUCAUGGGUCCUGGAGGGACUCUGCAUGCAGGAGAUGAACAGAGCUCCUCCUCCUGGAGGACCAAGCUUCUGUGUGUUCUUAAGAAAAAGAAGGGUGUCAUCUCCAAAACUGCCUUCAGAUCCCAGCUCUGGCUUGGAGAGAUUUCUGCUCAGCCCAUGGACCAUGCUCUUGUGCUCAUCUCCCAGGCUUUUGUUUCGGUGCUUGGAAGUCCACAGAAUCAGUCCGCCUGGCCCCGGGUGGUUGGUCAGGAUAUUUGCAGGCACCUAGAGCAUCUGUGCAGUCAAGCAGUCACACUGAGAGGGCGAGCUCAAGGACGAACGCUUCUGCCCCUGCCAAUGUGUGUGGAAAGAAAAGACCAGGACCAGCUGAGUUCAGAUUCCUGCCUGAUUGACAGGGUGUUAUUGUACUCCAUUGAGACCAUGGUGAUUGAGUGGUGUCGACUGAUGGGCUCUGUACUGCAGCGGGACUCUUCUAAGCUACUGCGUGAGGGGGAACAACCAGGUCCCACGACGGAGCUCAGUUUCUGGCUGCAGAACCCAAAAGUUGGUCAGGUGCUGGAAAUUCUGCGAAGGAUCAACAGCAGUUACUAUGCUUCUUUCUAUGACAUCAUUCAAAAAGUCAACCAUGCAGUGAUGGAGGCAGAGGACAUAGAUCUGUACUUGCGGACAUUGCGGCGGCCCAUAGCUGCUUUCGAGGAGCGGAGUUUCACUGAACUGGAGCCUCUGAUUCCUGCUCUGUUUCACACACUCGCUCUCAUCUGGACACACUCCCGCUUCUACUGCCACCCACCACGCAUCGUCACUCUGCUCACAGAGUUCUGCAACGUGCUCAUCGAGAAGGCAUCUGUGUAUUUGAUUCCCGAGGAGCUCUUCAAAAUGGAAUUAGAGGAGGGUGUGGACCGGGUUCGGAAGGCGAUCCAGGUAUUUUGGGUGUUCAAGCGCAGUUUCCAGCAGCACAGAGACAAGCUGAUACCCACUGGACCCUAUAGCCGCCCAGGACACUCGGUCAAACCCUGGGACUUCCCCACUGAACUUGUGUUUCACCGCACUGACUGCAUCAUGGAGCGACUACGAAUGAUCGAGGAGUUGUUUGCCUCAGCUUUGGACUUUCUAAAGCUGGAACGGGUGGAGCUGGGCGGCACUAGAGGGAAGAUUCUCAGUGAGAUGGUUUACAGCAUGAAUGAUGAGUUCCUGGACAGCUGGAGAACUCUAAGAGAGAGCAAAUAUGACCCACUCGACUACAACAACAAAGAGUUUGAGUCUGACUACAAUCGUUUCAUAGAACAGAUCAGAGAUUUUGACCAGAGACUGGGAACAGUAAUAAACUUAGCCUUCCAACAUUCCCCAGGCUUAGAGUCUGCUUUUAAGCUCCUGCAGAUCUUUGGUACUCUUCUGGAGAGGCCAAGGGUUCACCAACUUUUCUCUCCGAACUACAAUCAGCUGCUGGCCAUGUUCCAGGAGGAGGUCAAGAUCUGUCAACACAUACUGGAAACCCAGAGAGAAAAGUUGAAAAAUGGCUGCCCCAUCCUUGGCAAAAACAUGCCAACCAUUGCUGGGAACUUGAAAUGGUCUCAAGAACUCAGAGAACGAAUCCUGUCCAACCGCAGUCACCUCAGCCAACUUGCACAUAUGCCGUUAGACAGUCCUGAGGCAAAGCAGGUGCUAAAGGAGUGUGAGUAUGUGUUGGCAAUUCUGGAUCAGCUUGAUGAGGAAGUCUACAGUAAUUGGAGCACUGGACUGGACGAGCUGUGCCACACCUAUCUGAAUGAACCACUGCUGUUUUUGGAUGAGGAGACCAGCCUGUACAGCAUGAACUUUAACCCUGCUUUGGUGUCAGUUUUGAGGGAAGUUAAGUAUCUUCGAAUUCUGAAGAACCACAACAUUCCCAAGGCUGCUGUGAGUCUGUACUCUAAACGGGAAACACUCCACAUGUACACCAGCACACUUUCCCAGAUCACUCAGCGGUAUAAUAAACUAUACAGCACAAUUCUGGCUGUUGAGCUGCGUUUGGUGGAGACUGAGCUGGAGGAAGUGAGGUCUUCAUUAAGACCAGCAUUAAAGGAACUACGGUGGAGUGAUGAGGACCUUGCAGACUACAUUAAGAGCACAUGUGAUCUGGUGCGUGGUGUCUCUGAACGUGUGCACAAGAGCAAGGCUAACCUGGACAAACUACAGGGGCUGAUGGGAGGUUUUAGUCACUCUGCCUUCAUUACACGCAAGACUAGUCACCGUGGCAACCUUCUCAAUCUCACCGAUGAGGAGAACUUCAAAAGGCAGUACACUCUCAUUGCACGGACAGGAGAGAAGAUACAUGAGCUUGUGCAGGAGAAUGCUGAGCUGCUUGGUGCUGAUUUGGACUCAGAGGCUUGGCAGUCCUAUACAAAUCAUGUGGACAGAACUGUUCUUGCCGGGUUCUGAAGUGCCGUUCGAUGCUCUCUGCAGUACUUAAUCGAGAAUACAGACCCAGCACUCCACAUCACUCCCCUCUUCGAAGUUCAGUUGACGCUGACCUCUGACAUGACAUUUCACCCUUCUCUCGACCUAUCCAAAAAGGGCAACUUUUAUGACGUCAUUGACCAGAUGGUGACAGAUAUUUUUAAAAUGGCUUCUUUCAUGAAAAGAGUGGCCAAGAGCAAACAAUCUGAAACAUAUCAGGCAGAUGUAGAUAAGAUAUCGGAGCUGGCAGAGUUGGCUCAGUUGGUGCGUUUCCGUGCACGUGGUGCCAUCGCUAAGGUCAAAGAAUUCCAAAAUUCCUUUAAUUCCUAUCGCUACCUCUGGACUGGAGACAGGGCAGAAUUUAUGAGGCAGUUUUUGCUCUAUGGACACGCUCUCUCUGCAGAGGAGGCGGAGCUUUAUGCAGAUUAUGAGCUGCCCAAGAACCCGCCCAAACUGCAGAACUUCAGAGAGCAGAUCAGUGAGUUUGAGGAUCUUUAUGAGAAAGUGCUUGUGUUAGAGGAGAAGAGAGUUUUCAGUGGCUGGUGUCAGGUGGACAUCAAACCUUUUAAGAUAUCUCUCAUGAACAUCAUCAAGAAAUGGAGCUGGAUGUUCAAGGAGCACCUGCUCAACCACGUCAAUGCCAGUGUGCAGGAGUUGGCAUCAUUUAUUGAGAAUACAGAGUUUGGCUUGGCAAAGACUGUAACUGAUGGGGAUUACAGCAAACUGGUGGACAUCAUGGGUCAUUUGAUGGCCAUCAGAGACCGGCAGCUGACUACAGAGCAGCAUUUCAUACCCCUAAAAGCCACUGCAGACCUUCUCAAAACAUACAACCAACAGCUACCAGAGCAUGUUUACAUACAGCUGGAGUCGCUGCCAGAGAAAUGGAAAAAUCUUAAGAAGGUGGCAUUCACAGUAAAACAUGAGGUUGCUCCUUUCCAGUCCAAUGAAGUCUCAGUCAUCCGCAGGAAAUGUGUUCGAUUUGAGAUUAAGCAGCAUGACUUUCGGGAACAAUUCCGCUCUGAGUCCAUCUUCUAUAUCAGACUGGAGGAGCCAUACAAACUCAUAGACAAGAGUAAUCGUGUGGUAGCUCAUUUAGAAAGUGAGAUGUCUAAGCUGCAGCAAACAGCCAAUCUUUUCGAGGUCAGUUUCCCAGACUACAAACAACUGCGACAGUGUCGGUCAGACAUAAUCCUGGUAAAAGCAGUAUGGGAUAUGGUUAUGUUUGUCAAGUCCAGUAUCGCAGACUGGACAAAGACACCAUGGAAGGAGAUCAAUGUGGAACAGAUGGACAUGGAGCUCAGGAGGUUUGCUAAGGAGAUGAAGACUCUGGACAAGGAAGUACGAGUGUGGGAUGUGUACAAUGGUCUGGAAUCAAUCGUUAAGAAUUUGUUGACAUCACUGAGAGCUGUUAAUGAGCUUCAAAACUCUGCUGUCAGAGAGAGACACUGGCAGCAGCUUAUGCACACAACAGGGGUGAGUUUUGUGAUGGAUGAGAACACCACACUUGGUGAUCUGUUGGAGCUGCAGCUCCACCGUGUGGAGGAAGAGGUGAAGAACAUUGUGGACAAAGCAGUCAAAGAGAUGGGCAUUGAGAAGAUUCUUGGUGAGAUCCAACAGACAUGGUCCAUGAUGUCUCUGUCAUAUGAGACACACACCAGUACUGGAACACCUCUGCUCAAAGCUGAUGAGAACCUUAUUGAAACCCUGGAGGACAACCAGGUUCAGCUGCAGAACAUUCUGAUGAGUAAAUAUGUGGAGUAUUUUAUGGUGGAGGUGAGCGGCUGGCAGCGGAAACUGAUGGUGGCCGAUCUAGUCAUCGGCACAUGGCUGGCGGUCCAGCGUACUUGGGCUCACCUCCAGAGCAUCUUCACCAAUUCUGAGGACAUCCGAAACCAGCUGGCCCACGACGCAGAGCGCUUUCAAGGCAUCCACCAGGACUUCCAGGGUUUAAUGGUCAAUAUUGUGAAGAUGGAUAAUGUGAUCAUAGUCACCAACCAACCAGGCUUCUUGGAGCAACUUGAGACUCUUCAGCAAAGAUUAUCGGUGUGUGAAAAAGCUCUGGCUGAGUAUUUGGAGACGAAGCGUUUGACGUUUCCAAGAUUCUACUUUGUCUCUGCUACUGACUUGCUGGAUAUUGUUUCUAAAGGAACUCAGCCCAGACAGGUGACACGGCACCUUCUAAAGCUCUUUGAUAAUCUGGCUGAUCUCAGCUUUAACAGUGAGGAAGAAGAGGAAGGAGCCGUGGAACCAAAAACUGUUGCCUUGGGAAUGUACAGCAGAGAGAGGGAGUACGUGCCCUUCUCACAGCCUUGUGUGUGUGAAGGACAGGCAGAAUGUUGGCUGAAUGCUCUGGAGCAGUCCAUGCGUUCUACUGUCCGUCAGGAGAUCUCUGAGGCCGUGGCAGCAUAUGAAGACAAGCAACGAGAUCAGUGGCUGUUUGACUAUCCAGCACAGGUAGCACUGACCUGCAGUCAAAUUUGGUGGGCGACAGAUGUGGGAAUUGCCUUCGAGAAGGUGGAAGAGGGUUUCGAGACUGCCCUGAAAGACUACAACCGAAAACAGAUCAGUCAGCUGAACUUUCUGAUAAACAUGUUACUGGGCGAGCUCACCCCUGGUGACCGACAAAAGAUCAUGACCAUCUGCACUAUUGACGUCCAUGCUCGUGAUGUAGUUGCUAAACUCAUCUCUCAGAAGGUGACCAAUGGGCAGGCAUUUGCAUGGUUGUCACAGUUACGACUCAGAUGGGAUGAGCAACAGAAGCACUGUUACAUCAACAUAUGUGACGCACAGUUUCAAUUCUCAUACGAGUAUUUAGGCAACACUAACAGACUCGUCAUAACACCACUCACUGACCGCUGCUACAUCACUCUGACUCAGUCUCUGCACCUCACCAUGAGUGGUGCCACUUCUGGUCCUGCUGGAACUGGCAAGACUGAAACCACAAAAGACCUGGGCCGCUCACUCGGCAUUAUGGUCUAUGUGUUCAACUGCUCUGAACAAAUGGACUACAAGUCAAUAGGUAAUAUCUAUAAAGGUUUAGCCCAGACAGGCGUGUGGGGUUGUUUUGAUGAGUUUAACAGGAUCUCUGUGGAGGUUCUUUCUGUGGUUGCUGUGCAGGUGAAAACCAUUCAGGAUGCUGUACGCAACAAGAAACAGAGAUUUCACUUCCUAGGAGAGGAGAUUGAUUUGAGGCCAACUGUUGGGAUCUUUAUCACUCUGAACCCUGGAUAUGCAGGGAGAACUGAACUACCAGAAAACCUCAAAGCGCUCUUCAGGCCAUGUGCAAUGGUGAUUCCUGAUUAUGAGCUAAUCUGUGAGAUCAUGUUGGUGGCUGAAGGUUUUUUAGAUGCUCGUCUGCUUGCGCGUAAGUUCAUCAGCCUCUAUACACUCUGCAAAGAGCUGCUCUCAAAACAGGAUCAUUAUGAUUGGGGUUUGAGAGCCAUUAAGUCAGUCUUGGUUGUGGCCGGGUCACUGAAGAGGGAGGACAGGAGCCGCCCUGAAGAGCAGGUGCUGAUGCGUGCUUUGCGAGACUUUAACCUGCCGAAGGUCGUGACGAGUGAUGUGCCGAUCUUCCUUGGCCUGAUCAGUGAUCUAUUCCCUCUUCUGGACAUUCCACGCAAGAGAGACAAUGAGCUUGAGCAGAACGUACGCCAGUCGGUCACUGAACUUCACCUGCAGCCUGAGGAGAACUUCAUACUCAAGGUGACCCAGCUGGAAGAGCUGUUGACAGUGAGGCACUCUGUUUUUGUAGUGGGUGGAGCUGGAGCAGGAAAAAGUCAGAUUCUGAAAACACUGCAUAAGACUUACACAAACAUGAAACUGAAGCCCACCUGGACUGACAUCAACCCUAAAGCUGUCACCACUGAUGAGCUGUUUGGCUUCCUGCACCCAGCCACACGGGAGUGGAAAGAUGGUCUGUUUUCUUCCACUAUGAGAGAACUCUCUGCUAUAUCUCAUGACGGACCAAAGUGGAUUGUUCUAGAUGGAGAUAUUGACCCUAUGUGGAUUGAAUCUUUAAACACUGUAAUGGAUGAUAACAAGGUGCUUACACUGGCCAGUAACGAGCGGAUAUCACUGACUCCCUCUAUGCGUUUGCUCUUUGAGAUCAGCCACCUAAAGGCAGCAACCCCGGCAACCGUAUCUAGGGCGGGAAUUCUUUACGUGAACCCUCAGGAUCUAGGCUGGAGUUCGUAUGUUACAAGCUGGAUUGACACCCGUCAGGCCCAAUCUGAGCGAGCGAAUCUCACUAUCUUGUUUGAUAAGUAUGUGCCCUACUGUCUAGAGCAGGUCAGAUGCAACCUUAAGACAAUCACACCUAUACCUGAGACAAGCAUUGUACAGACUCUGUGUUGUCUUCUGGACUGCUUGCUGACUGACGAAAACACUCCUCCAGACUCUCCUCGUGAGCUCUAUGAGAUCUACUUUGUGUUUGCGUGUGUUUGGGCCUUUGGAGGGGCUCUAUUCCAGGACCAUCUCAUUGAUUAUCGUUUAGAGUUCAGUCGUUGGUGGUGUAAGGAGAUGCGUGCUGUGAAAUUUCCCUCUCAGGGUUCAGUGUUUGAUUACUACAUCGACCCCAACACUAAACGGUUCACACCCUGGAGUGAAUGCACACCUCCCUUUGAGUUGGAACCUGACAUCCCUUUGCAGACAGUUUUGGUGCAUUCAGCAGAGACGAUCUGUCUGACAUACUUCAUCGAGUUGCUUCUGCAGAAGGGAAAGCCAGUGAUGCUGUUGGGAAAUGCUGGCGUGGGGAAAACCAUCCUGGUCUGGGACAAGAUCUCCAAACUCAAAGAGGAAUUCAUGGUGGCUAAAAUCCCGUUCAAUUACUACACAACUUCAGCCAUGUUACAGCGUGUGCUAGAGAAGCCACUGGAGAAGAAGGCAGGACGGAACUUUGCUCCUCCUGGGAAUAAAAAGCUAAUUUACUUUGUUGAUGAUCUGAACAUGCCAGAGGUAGAUGCAUAUGGAACAGUUCAACCUCAUACCCUGAUCAGACAACACCUGGACUAUUCCCACUGGUAUGACCGUCAGAGGCUGGUCCUUAAGGAGAUUCAUAAUUGUCAGUACAUAACCUGCAUGAAUCCAACAGCAGGAAGCUUCUCAGUCAACCCUCGUCUACAGAGGCAUUUCUCAGUGUUUGCUGUGCAUUUCCCUGGUGCAGAUGCUCUGAGCACUAUAUACAGUAGUAUUCUGAGUGGUCAUUUCCAGCAGGGUGGCUAUAGUUAUGGUGUGAGUCGCAUGGUUAGCACACUGGUUCAAGCUGCUAUCUGCCUUCAUCAGAAAAUGAACCAGAACUUCCUGCCCACUGCCAUUCGCUUCCACUACAUUUUUAACCUCAGAGACAUCUCCAGCAUCUUUCAGGGCAUCCUCUUUGCCCUGCCAGAGCAUGUGCGUUACCCUAUAGACCUGGUGCACCUGUGGUUGCACGAGUCCUCUCGUGUGUAUUCAGACAAACUGAUGGAGGAGAAGGACAUGGAACUGUUCAACAAGAUCCUGUUGGACACAGGCAAGAGAUACUUUGAGGUUAUAGAUGAAUCUAUCUUAAUCAACCAGCCAUUGAUCUACUCUCAUUUUGCACAUGGUGUGGGAGAGCCACGGUAUGCACAAGUGACUGAUCUGGAGAAGCUUCAGAAGACCCUGACGGAUGCACUUGAGCACUACAAUGAGCUGCACCCUGACAUGAACCUGGUGCUGUUUGAGGAAGCCAUGCAACACAUCUGUAGGAUCAGUCGUAUUCUGGAGUCUCCAGUGGGGAAUGCACUGCUGAUUGGUGUAGGUGGAAGUGGCAAACAGUCUCUCUGUCGACUGGCAGCUUUUCUCAGCAUGCUGGAAGUGUUUCAAAUCACACUGCGCAAGGGCUAUGGCAUCAGUGACCUGAGGAGUGAUAUAGCGGCUCUAUACAUAAAGGUGGGAGUGAAGAACAUUGGCACAGUCUUCUUGCACACAGAUACUCAGAUUCCUGAUGAAAGAUUCCUGGUGCUUAUAAACGACAUGUUGGCGUCAGGUGAUAUUCCAGACCUGUUUAGUGAGGAGGAGGUAGAUAUGAUUGCUGCCUCUAUCCGUGUAGAGUUGAGGGCACUUGGUUUGCUGGACACACGAGAGAACUGUUGGAACUUCUUCAUUGACCGCAUACGCAGACAGUUAAAGGUGGUGUUGUGUUUCUCUCCGGUCGGCUUCACUCUUCGCACACGUGCACGAAAGUUUCCGGCACUUGUGAACUGCACGGCUAUUGACUGGUUUCAUCCUUGGCCCCAGCAUGCACUGCAGUCUGUCAGCAGCACUUUCAUACAGAACAUCUCUGGCCUGGAGCCAGAGGUGAGAGUCUCCAUCAGUGAGUUCAUCUCAUUCGCUCACACUAGUGUGAAUGAAGUGAAUGUAAAGUACCAGCAGAAUGAGAAACGCUUCAACUACACCACACCCAAGAGCUUCCUGGAGUUCAUGAAACUCUACGACAACCUACUUGGGACAAAAAGAAGAGAGCUCAGGCAGAAGAUGGAGCGCCUGGAGAAUGGCCUGCAGAAAUUACUGACCACUGCAUCACAGGUGGAGGAACUAAAGGCUAAAUUGGCCAUACAGGAAGUGGAGUUGCAGCUGAGAAAUACUGAUACUGAAGCUCUCAUCGCUAAAAUUGGCCAGCAGAGUGAGAAACUAAGUCAGGAGAGGAGUGUAGCAGAUGCAGAAGAACAGAGAGUUGAAGCAAUCCAGGCAGAAGUGACUAAACAGCAGCAGGACACUGAAGCAGACCUGGAAAAAGCAGAACCAGCCUUACAGGCAGCUAAUGCGGCUCUCAACACACUCAACAGGCUGAAUCUAACAGAGUUGCGGACAUUUCCAAACCCUCCUGCCAUCGUGACUAACGUGUCUGCUGCUGUGCUGGUGCUGCUGUCUCCUAACGGCAGAAUUCCUAAAGACCGCAGCUGGAAGGCAGCUAAAGUUAUCAUGAGUAAAGUGGAUGAUUUCUUGCAGGCUCUGGUUAACUUUGAUAAAGAGCAAAUCCCUGAAGCCACAGUUCGUGUGAUCAAAGACGAGUAUCUGAGUGAUCCUGAGUUUAAUCCAGAGUUUGUGCGUCUGAAAUCGUCUGCAGCGGCUGGUCUCUGUGCCUGGGUCAUCAACAUCAUCCGUUUCCAUGAGGUGUUCUGUGAGGUGGAGGUAAAGAGGAUGUGUCUGUCUCAGGCAAACGCUGAUCUGGUUGAAGCUGCAGAAAAACUCGAGAUCAUUAGAAAGAAGCUGACUGAAUUGGAUGGUAGUUUGGACACACUGAAGGCAGCAUUUGAAAAAGCCAUCUCAGAGAAACUGCGCUGUCAGGAUGAGGUGAAUCGAACCAACAAAACCAUCAAGCUGGCCAACCGCCUAGUGAAGGGCUUAGAGUCAGAAAACGUGCGCUGGGCUCACUCUGUAGCUCAGUACCGCGAGCAGGAAUCCACUCUGUGUGGAGAUGUUCUCCUCACUGCAGCAUUCAUCUCAUACGCUGGCUCCUUUUCAAAGAGAUACAGACAAGAGCUACUCCAUAACCUCUGGAUGCCUUACCUGCGCACACAGAAGAUGCCUAUCCCUAUGACCGAUAGUUUAGAUCCUAUUUCAAUGUUAACAGAUGAUGCCACUGUUGCUAAAUGGAAUAACGAGGGCUUGCCAGGUGAUAAGAUGUCUACCCAGAAUGCCACUAUACUAACCAACUGUGAGCGCUGGCCUCUGCUCAUUGACCCCCAGCUUCAGGGCAUCAAGUGGCUCAAGAGUCGCUAUGGCAACAGCCUGAAGGUCAUUAACCUCAGCCAGAAGGGGUAUGUGGAUGUAAUAGAGCAGGCUGUGGUCUCAGGGGAACCCGUAUUGAUUGAGAAUCUAGAGGAGACGAUUGAACCAGUUAUUGAUCCACUGCUGGGCAGACAGACCAUCAAGAAGGGGAGAUGUAUAAAAGUGGGAGAUAAGGAAUGUUUUUUUAACCCGGAUUUUCGUCUGAUUCUGCACACUAAGCUGGCAAACCCUCACUAUAAACCUGAGAUCCAGGCUCAGACCACCCUCAUCAACUUUACUGUGACCCGCGACGGGCUCGAGGACCAGCUGCUAGCAGACGUGGUCAACCUCGAGAGACCGGACCUCGAACAUCUCAAGUCAGAGCUGACUAAACAGCAGAACAUGUUUAAAAUCGAGUUGAAGCAGCUGGAAGAUGAGUUACUGACACGCCUCUCUGCGGCCGAGAGUAACUUCCUGGGAGAUAAUGUUCUUGUAGAGAAACUGGAGAGCACCAAACACACGGCGGCAGAGAUUGAGAUGAAGGUGCUGGAAGCGAAGGUUAAUGAGCUGAAGAUUAACGAGGCUCGUGAACACUACCGGCCAGUGGCUGUCAGGGCAUCCCUCCUCUACUUCAUCAUCAAUGACCUCAACAAGAUCAACCCCAUGUACCAGUUUUCCCUUAAGGCAUUUAAUGUUGUGUUUCAUAAGGCUGUACUGAAUGCAGAUGUCUGUUCAGAUGUAAAGACUCGUGUGAACACGCUGAUAGAUUGUAUCACAUUCUCUACAUUUAAUUACAUCAAUAGAGGCCUGUUUGAGAGAGACAAGCUCACGUUUGCAGCACAACUUACCUUUCAGUUGUUGUUUAUGAGUAAAGAGGUAGAUCCUCGAGAACUGGACUUCCUGUUGCGCUUCAACAUUGACCACAGUUACGCCAGCCCACUCGACUUUCUGUCCAACUCUGCCUGGAGCGCCGUUAAAACCAUGAGCUUUACAGACGAGUUCCGCGGUCUGGACCGGGACAUCGAGGGUUCUCCCAAACGCUGGAAGAAAGUGGUGGAGUCAGAGUGCCCAGAGAAAGAGAAGCUCCCUCAGGAAUGGAAAAGCAAAAGUUCCCUUCAGAAACUCAUACUAAUGAGGGCUCUACGACCCGACAGGAUGACAUACGCUGUCCGGAACUUUGUGGAGGAGAAACUGGGUGUGCAGUACACUGAGGGCAGGAAGAUGGAGUUUGCACGCUCGUUUAAAGAGUGUGGUCCUGCUUCCCCCGUGUUCUUCAUCCUGUCUCCUGGAGUGGACCCUCUUAAAGAUGUUGAGUCCCUGGGUAAGAAGCUGGGCUUCACUAUAGACCUGGGGAAGCUCCAUAAUGUGUCUUUGGGACAGGGUCAGGAAUCUGUGGCUGAACAUGCCAUGGAAAAGGCCUCCAGAGAGGGCCACUGGGUCAUUCUACAGAACAUUCACCUGGUGGCAAAGUGGCUGGGUAGUCUAGAGAAGCUUCUAGAAUGUUGCUGUGAGAACAGUCACCAAGACUACAGAGUGUUUAUGAGUGCAGAACCUUCUCCAACCCUACAGGAACACAUAAUUCCACAGGGGAUUCUGGAAAAUUCCAUCAAAAUCACUAAUGAACCUCCCACUGGCAUGCUGGCCAACCUACAUGCUGCUCUGGACAACUUUGAUCAAGACAUUCUGGACCAGUGUUCCCGUGAGCAGGAGUUUAAGACCAUCCUUUUCUCACUUUGUUAUUUUCAUGCGUGUGUGGCCGAAAGGAGAAAGUUUGGGCCACAGGGCUGGAACAGGAAGUACCCUUUUAACACAGGAGACCUCACCAUAUCAGUGAACGUACUCUACAACUACCUAGAAGCCAACUCACAGGUGCCAUGGGAAGACCUGCGAUACCUGUUUGGUGAGAUCAUGUAUGGAGGCCAUAUUACUGAUGACUGGGACAGAAGAUUGUGCAGAACUUACCUGGAAGAGUACAUGCAACCAAACCAGUUUGACAGGAAGUUGUCAUUGGCUCCAGGAUUUGUCGUGCCUUCUAAUCUGGACUACCAAGGUUACCACGCUUACAUUGAUGAGAUGCUGCCCCACGAAAGCCCAGUGCAUUACGGGCUGCAUUCAAAUGCCGAGAUUGAGUUUCUUACAGUGACGUCAGACAACCUGUUUCACACUCUGCUAGAGAUGCAGUCCAGAGACUCCAACAUGGGCGAAGGAGCCUCACAGACCACUGAAGAGAAGGUGAAGACAAUCUUGGAUGACAUACUGGAGAAAUUACCAGAAGAGUACAACAUGUCUGACAUUUCAUCUAAAACAGCUGAACGCUCACCGUACAUCCUGGUGUGUUUCCAGGAGUGUGAGCGUAUGAACAUGCUCAUCAAUGAAAUGAGACGGUCACUCAAAGAGCUGGACCUGGGUCUGAAGGGAGAGCUGGCGAUAUCAUCAGAGAUGGAACAGAUACAGACGGCUCUGUUUUUCGAUUAUGUUCCAGAUACCUGGGCCAGAUUGGCCUACCCCUCCACAUACAGCCUUGGACAGUGGUAUAACGAUGUGUUGCUCCGCUGUAGAGAGUUAGACAGCUGGACUCAGGAUCUGUCACUGCCUAGUGUGGUUUGGAUAUCUGGUUUAUUUAACCCUCAGUCUUUUCUAACAGCUGUGAUGCAGAGUUUGGCACGCAAGAAUGAAUGGCCACUGGACAAAAUGAACCUUACUGUAGACGUGACCAAGAAGUUUAAAGAAGAGUUUAACCAGCCGGCCAGAGAGGGAGCCUACAUCUACGGCCUAUACAUGGAGGGUGCACGCUGGGAUAUUCAGGGUGGGACGAUUGCGGAGGCACGUCUGAAGGAAUUAACUCCCAGCAUGCCUGUAAUAGCAGUGCGAGCCAUCCCAAACGACAGACAGGAGACUCGCAAUACCUACGAGUGCCCAGUUUAUAAGACCAAACUACGUGCUAACACGUAUGUCUGGACCUUCAGUCUGAAAACUAGAGAGAGGCCAGCCAAAUGGGUUCUCGCAGGGGUCGCACUGCUGCUUAGUGUCUAAGAC
Xyrauchen texanus (razorback sucker) is the source of this 13404-nucleotide messenger RNA. Its product is annotated as dynein axonemal heavy chain 11-like. Gene Ontology annotation, cellular component: dynein complex. Gene Ontology annotation, biological process: microtubule-based movement. The transcript is spliced from 84 exons. Gene Ontology annotation, molecular function: dynein light intermediate chain binding; dynein intermediate chain binding; ATP binding. NCBI's taxonomy places the organism in Eukaryota, Metazoa, Chordata, Actinopteri, Cypriniformes, Catostomidae. The record is from RefSeq and is a predicted model, not a curated record.